Messenger RNA from Osmerus eperlanus (European smelt), 1792 nucleotides. It is a transcript of the gene nusap1, whose product is annotated as nucleolar and spindle associated protein 1. The coding region runs from base 109 to 1413 and encodes 434 amino acids. Lineage: Eukaryota; Metazoa; Chordata; Actinopteri; Osmeriformes; Osmeridae. The transcript is spliced from 11 exons. The record is from RefSeq and is a predicted model, not a curated record. Gene Ontology annotation, biological process: mitotic chromosome condensation; establishment of mitotic spindle localization; mitotic cytokinesis. Gene Ontology annotation, molecular function: microtubule binding. Gene Ontology annotation, cellular component: microtubule; mitotic spindle; nucleolus.
CGUUAAGCGCGGUUAAAGAGAAGUUGCUUAAUACUGAUACAAGACUGUAGUAGUAAGAGAAAGGUUUUCAUUCCGAGAUAGCUAGCACUUAGUGGCAAGGAUAUCAGAAUGGAUUUAGACUGUAUGAAGUAUGCAGAAUUACGGCGUCUGGCUAAAGAAGCUGGACUCAAGGCAAAUAUGAAGGCUGAUAAGCUGCGAGAAGCGCUCAAACGGCACUACCAAGAACAGCAACACCAGGUUGAACAAGAAACAGACUUGAAUGGAGGCUUGGCACCAAACGACGAUGACACAAACGACAACCAGGUUGAUCAGCAAGUUACCACAACUUCAUUAUUCGUUACCAAACGACGUGGUAAAGCAUUUAAGAGGAAGAACUCCGAGGAAGUCAAUAAAGAAAGCGAAGCACUUGAGACUGACGAGAAAGAUUCCCAUUCUGGAGCUCAGACUAUGAGUGCCAAGAAGAGGCGUGUGUUUUCCACUCAACAGCCUGACAUACAGCCGGAAAAAACAGCCACAAACACAGUGCCUGCGACAUGCGAUAAAGUUGGGGAGCCUAAAGUGACGAAAGCAGGAAAAAUUCCCCGCCAUGAGGCCCUGUUGAAGAGGACUAAGCCCAUGUUGAAGCCCACCACGCCGAACUUCAAAAAGCUCCACGAGGCACACUUUAACAAGAUGGAGUCUAUUGAUUUAUAUGUCCAGAGGAAGACCAAGCAGAUGGAUGUGUUCAGAAAUUCAGUAAAGGAAUUGAAGUUGCUCUCAGACAAGACUAUUUCAAAGCCGGCAGAGGGAAACCCUCAACGCAAGUCCAGCAGAGCCUCCCUGUUCAGUCCUGCAUCUGUGGAUAUGAAGCCCUCCUCAGGCAGACGCAGACACACCCAGCUCAACAAGCCUGCCCUGAAGGACAGCGUUCCAUUCAGACCAUCCGUCCUCUCCACUCGCAGGAUCAAUGUUCGGUUCUCUCAAGUUGUCGAGGAUAACGAGCAGAAGAGGGCCGUGGUGAAGACCCCAGCACGCUUGUCUCCCUGCGUGGACCUCAUCACUCCAGGACAGGACACUAAAGUGAAGGGGAAGCCUGAAAUCAAGAUGUCUGGUCUAUCUUCCACAAAGACUCCAGGAUCAACAUUUGUCUUUAACGGAAACACAAGUAUUUCAAACACCCCUGGGACCAACAAGAAAUCCACAUUUGAUUUGAAAGCUAGUCUCUCUCGUCCCCUGUCCUACAAGCCUCAUAAGGGAAAGUUGAGGCCGUUUGGACCAACCCAGGAGACCUCAGUGGAAAUCCCAUCUAAUCAGAAGAAUUACAAACAGCACAAGGUCCAUACAAGGGAAGAACGGAGAACGAAACAUAAGGAAGACAGGAAGCAGAAAAAAGAGAAUAUGCUAGGGGCCAGAAGAGGCCUCACCAUGUCUUAAAUGUGUUUUUGUUGCCUGUUGGGGUCAUUGUGCUGUAUUUUUUAGUGGCAUACAUUUUCUCUGUUCUAGUAUGCAGUUUUGUGUAAUGUGCUUGACUCCAAUGUCCAAACUCCAUAAGACAUUGGUAAUAUUUGUGUGUACUUGUAGAUCAUUUCUACUCACUGAUAUUUAGUAAAUGCUCUAUCCCUCUUUCGUUCUAACAACUUUGCUUUUACGUUUAGAGGAAGUACAUACAGACAGUUGUGGGGAAAAAGUUUAACUUCCUGUCUGAAUAUUUUAGUUGCCUUUUGUGUAUUUUAUAUCGAGUUAAACCUUUUAUGUAUUUGGAUAUUUGUGUAAUAAGUGAACACAUGCUUUGCUCCUAAGUCUGACAUUUGUU